Molecule: messenger RNA, 465 nt
Organism: Penicillium psychrosexuale
Lineage: Eukaryota; Fungi; Ascomycota; Eurotiomycetes; Eurotiales; Aspergillaceae
Exons: 2
Coding region: 1-465 (154 amino acids)
Source: RefSeq, a predicted model, not a curated record
AUGCUAAAAUUCGAUGUAUGCGAGAGCGGGCUCGUCCCACGUUGCUAUGGGUAUAUUGAUCGUCUCGAUCCAUCCUCCUUUCGUCCACACCUCGACCAUUUCCUAGCCAAUGAAAUGCGCCCGAGGGCCAUUAUACUCGAGUACCUAGAAGGUGCCGAAGAAUUGAACUGUGUCAACUAUUCCGAAGAGCGUCUAAAAUUGGCCACCCAAGGGAUGAAGGAAAUCCAUCGCGCUCUUAUCAAUCACUACGACGUUUAUCCAAAAAACAUCCUUAUUGUACCUACUCAACCGGAGCGGGUCGUGUGGAUAGAUUUUGAUGUUGCAAUGUCCUUCGAGACACAAGAUUCGAUGGGACAGAAAGGGCAGUUAGAGUGUGAGCAUGAAGCUAAGCUGCUUGCUAGCUUUGCAGAAAUGCUUCACGAGGACCAAAAGCAGGGUUUGCCUCCGAAUACGAAAUUCUAUUAA